Closterium sp. Naga37s-1 is the source of this 1704-nucleotide messenger RNA. Lineage: Eukaryota; Viridiplantae; Streptophyta; Zygnematophyceae; Desmidiales; Closteriaceae. The record is from the annotation of a GenBank genome assembly.
AUGCACCGCACACACCAUCCCCAUUGCCACACACGCACCAAGGCAGACAGCACGCCCUGGUGCUUCCACACGUAUGCCCUGCGCCUGCCACCGCUCUCCUCCUGCCCGCCCUACCCUCGCGUGCACAUAAACAGCUCCAGCUGCCCCGCAGUCUCCUCCCACGCAAUCGCCCCCACCGCGGGCUCCUCCUAUGCGCUCACGGUGCGCGUGUCCCGUGACAUGCUGAGAGGCGGCACCGGCUGCACGGCAUGGCCGGCCUCUCUCUUCCUCGCAGAGGCCCUCCUCUCGCACCCGUCUCUCCUCCUCCCCUCUCCCCACCGCCCCUCCACGCACUCGCCCUUUACACCCACCCCCGCGCCUGCUGACUCAACCCAAGGGGCCCCUGCCGCCCCUGUUGAUGGCGCUGCGGUGGGAGCCUCUAAGGGCCCUGGCAGCACGCCGGUGGCUGGGGAGCCGCGCCCUGUGAACGCACCGGUGUGCCUGGAGCUGGGGGCGACUUUUGAGUCGACUCAAAUGUCACCGCGCCCUGUGAACGCACCAGUGUGCCUGGAGCUGGGGGCGACUUUUGAGUCGACUCAAAUGUCACCGCGCCCUGUGAACGCACCAGUGUGCCUGGAGCUGGGGGCGACUUUUGAGUCGACUCAAAUGUCACCGCGCCCUGUGAACGCACCAGUGUGCCUGGAGCUGGGGGCGACUUUUGAGUCGACUCAAAUGUCACCGCGCCCUGUGAACGCACCGGUGUGCCUGGAGCUGGGGGCGGGCUGUGGGCUGCUCGGGCUGUGCCUCGCGCCCCUCCCACUUGCUAAGAUGCCAGCACCGCCUCUCUCACCAGCCUCUGCUUCACUCACUCCCCCUUUUUUUUGCCGUUUUCUGAUGCCCUUUUCCCGCCCUCCCCCCACCUCUCACCUCCCCCAGCUCAUUCUGACAGACGCCAGCACCGCCUCUCUCACCAACCUCUGCACCAACCUCGCCACCAAUGCGCUGCCCUUCUCCUCGAGCCCGGAGAUUCCUCUCGUGCACCCCUUGCGCCCUCAUGGGAGCAAGCGCACAGCAGUCCCGAGUCAAGGCGCGCAGCACAGGGCGCAUGAGGAGGAGCAGAGCGCUGAGAGAGAGGAGGUGUGCAAGGGGAAUAGGUCAGAAGGGGCCGCAGAGAUGCAAGGGUGGGAGGGCGUGGGGGGGGAAGGGUGUGCAGGAGGGGAGGGAGGAGCAAGGGUGCAUGUGCAGCAGCUGUGUUGGGAAGAGGUCACACCCGCGCUUGCAUCAUCCCUCUCUGCUGACGUCAUCAUUGGUGCUGACAUCGUGUACGACCCCUCCGUGGUCCCCGCCCUCGCUGAUGCGCUGGCAGCCUUCCUGUCCACGUCAGCGCACAGCGCAUGCACGGAGCGCGCCACCUGGCAAGAUCAACACCCAGCUGACAUGGCCCGUGCUGCUCCCACGCAGCACGCCGGCAUCCCUGAACAUGUCGCUUCCUCCCCACUACCCAUCUCCCUGCCUCCGCCCCCCUAUGCCCUCAUAGCCUCCACGCACCGCAACCCGCUCACCAUGGCAUGCUUCCUGCAGGCCCUGCACGACCGUGGGCUGCAGGUGACGGAUGUGGCAGUAGAGCUUCUGCCCCAUUGUCAAUCUCGGCCUCUGUCAAGAUGGUUCCAUUACUUGGAGCUUCCAGAAGCAGAUCGCAUGAUGCUGCACCUGAUUCAUAUGUGA